AUGGGUUCAACAAUUGAAUUCAGACAACCUGGCCCGUUGGGUCAGGUCACCUUCGAUUCCUACACCAUAAUCGUGCUUGGCUUUCGAGUCGCUAAUGAUGCGCGAGACAAAGCUGCCGCAGCACUCGAUGCCGCCAGCAUGAAACUCACGACAGCUUUUCCAUGGCUCGCCGGUCAGGUCGUAAUUGAGGGCAGAACAGAAUCGAAAUCGGGCAAGUACGCUAUUGUGCCAUACCCUGAACAGGAAGGCAAAAGUCUGGUUCGGACCAAGGACUGCACGGAGCUGUGUCCGAGCUAUGAUGAGAUUCUCGCUGCCAAAGCGCCCUUCUCCAUGCUCGAUGGCGACAUCCUGGUCUCUACCAGUCCAAUGGGCUACAACAUGCCGCAAAGCGUGCCAUGGCCGAUCCUGGUCAUCGAAGCCAACUAUAUCGACGGCGGAUUACUCCUGGCCUUCUCUACGCAGCACACAGGUGCCGAUAUGACAGGCCAGGGUAGAAUCAUCACGUACUUCGCCCAAGCUCUCCGCCAUGAAUCGUUCGAUCCCGAGGACGUGCGGGAAGGUAACCGCACACCCGACACCGUCAAGUUCAUCACCAAAGACGAGCAGGCGCAUUCUCUCGCGGGUCUCCACCGUCCAUCACAGCUACAAGUCAAGUACCCGACGCCUGUGCCACCGAAAGCCGCAAUGCCCUGGGUGUACUAUCGAGUGUCCGCCGCCAACGCGAAGCAUCUGAAGUCUCUCAGCAAAGCCUACUCCACGAACGACGCCAUCACCGCCUUCUACGUACAAACGCACACCAAUGUUCGUGCUGCAGCGGGCGUUCUCAAAGGUGAUGAGGCUGUGGUUCUGCAGCGGGCCAUGUCUAUUCGUGAACAGUGUGGCUACAGCGAUCGCUAUCUUGGUAGCACCGCCGGCUCACCCAGCACGACCCUUUAUCCCAAUACGGACCUCGUAACAGUAGCGGCACAACUGAGGAAAGAUCUGAAGAACAUCGAUACACACUAUGCCCGCUCCUUCGCGACAGCACUUGCCCUGGACGAUGAUAGCACGAAGUACUACUACGGCGCAGAUAACCGCAUGGGCAAAGACCUUGUGGUGUCAAGCUGGGCGAAAUUGCCACUGUGCAACACAAGUUUCGGCGAGGAAAUGGGCGGAUACCCUGGGUUCGUGAGGAGGCCAAACUUGGCACCGGCGCCAGUGACAUAUAUUCUGCCUCUGACAAGGGACGGAGACGUGGACUUGGCGAUCUGCACAACGCCAGACGAUCACAAAUUACUGCAGGAGGACAAGGAGUGGUGCAAAUAUGCGGAGUACAUUGGCUGA
Cyphellophora attinorum is the source of this 1323-nucleotide messenger RNA. RefSeq names its product Trichothecene 3-O-acetyltransferase. The transcript has a single exon. Lineage: Eukaryota; Fungi; Ascomycota; Eurotiomycetes; Chaetothyriales; Cyphellophoraceae. The coding region runs from base 1 to 1323 and encodes 440 amino acids. Gene Ontology annotation, molecular function: acyltransferase activity, transferring groups other than amino-acyl groups. The record is from RefSeq and is a predicted model, not a curated record.